ACUACCAUCUCUUCAUCUUUCACUGCUUAUCACUUUCAAUAGUACAAUGGCAGCGACAACCAUGGCUCUCUCUUCUCCUUCAUUCGCCGGAAAGGCUGUCAAGCUGUAUCCUUCCGCCCCUGAAAUCCAGGGCAAUGGCCGUGUUUCCAUGAGGAAAGGCGCCACCAAGCCUGCAGCUUCUGGAAGCCCGUGGUACGGUCCCGACAGAGUUUUGUACUUGGGUCCACUCUCCGGUGACCCUCCAUCCUACUUGACCGGAGAGUUUCCAGGUGACUAUGGUUGGGACACUGCUGGACUUUCCGCCGACCCUGAGACCUUUGCUAAGAACCGUGAACUCGAAGUCAUCCACUGCAGAUGGGCCAUGCUGGGAGCUCUCGGAUGUGUUUUCCCUGAGCUUCUGGCCAGGAACGGAGUCAAGUUCGGCGAAGCCGUCUGGUUCAAGGCCGGUUCUCAGAUCUUCAGCGAGGGAGGACUUGACUACUUGGGAAACCCAAGCUUGAUCCACGCCCAGAGCAUCUUGGCCAUAUGGGCAUGCCAAGUUAUCUUGAUGGGAGCUGUCGAAGGUUACCGCAUUGCCGGUGGUCCUCUGGGUGAGGUGACUGACCCGUUGUACCCAGGUGGCAGCUUUGACCCACUGGGUCUUGCUGAUGACCCAGAGGCAUUCGCCGAGCUCAAGGUCAAGGAGAUCAAGAACGGCAGAUUGGCCAUGUUCUCCAUGUUUGGAUUCUUCGUCCAAGCCAUCGUCACCGGAAAAGGACCACUCGAGAACUUGGCUGACCACCUUGCCGACCCAGUCAACAACAACGCCUGGUCUUACGCCACCAACUUUGUCCCCGGAAAGUGAACUUAGAGACUGUCCUAGGAUUUAUCUUUGACGUUUUCCUUGUCGGUGUGAUGUAAAUUUGCUCCAAAUCAAUGAGAGCAUAAUGUUAAACUUUCUCUCU
This is a messenger RNA of Hibiscus syriacus, 944 nucleotides long. Its product is annotated as chlorophyll a-b binding protein of LHCII type 1-like. Gene Ontology annotation, cellular component: chloroplast thylakoid membrane; plastoglobule; chloroplast envelope. The coding region runs from base 47 to 844 and encodes 265 amino acids. The record is from RefSeq and is a predicted model, not a curated record. The transcript has a single exon. Gene Ontology annotation, biological process: photosynthesis, light harvesting in photosystem I; response to light stimulus. Lineage: Eukaryota; Viridiplantae; Streptophyta; Magnoliopsida; Malvales; Malvaceae.